CAGUUAUGCUUUGAAGUCGGAAAAGUCGUACAAGUCGUACAAGUCGUCUAGCAGUUUCCUAAAGUUAAGUACCGGACAAAUGGCCGUGGGAUACAAGUUUUCAAUGGAGGAUUUCCCAGUUCCGGAUGAUUUUACCACCGCCAUAUACUAUGUGGUGGCAUUCCUGUCUGUCUGGUGCGUCAUCCUCUAUGUGACCCGCUCCCUAAAGUCGAUUUUUUGGCCAAUGAUGAUUGUGAUUUCCGGACUCUUUGUCUAUCGAGUCCUUCGCACCUUCGACCCAAUGGAUUUUUUGGAUAUGUUUGUCAAGGCUUUGGAGCUCACCUAUGAUUUGUGCUUCGAACUCUAUCAACGUUUUGUCGGAAGCUGCCCAUCAGACGAAUAAAUGAUGCUCAACAAUGGAAAAAUCACAAAAUAAUUUUGUCCAAAAAAUAAACACUUUAAAUGAGCAUUUACACACUUGUUAUAUAUUUUCAG
Molecule: messenger RNA, 474 nt
Organism: Drosophila gunungcola (fruit fly)
Lineage: Eukaryota; Metazoa; Arthropoda; Insecta; Diptera; Drosophilidae
Exons: 2
Coding region: 80-382 (100 amino acids)
Source: RefSeq, a predicted model, not a curated record